UAUUGACCCCGAAAUGGGCUGCGGCAUCUCAAAAGUCGAUCACCUCUCUCCGGGCCAAGGUGGGAAGCAGGCCUGGGGCAGUGGAUCAUCAGUUGGAGGAGAUUGUCCUACCCUGUACGUCUGGCCGGGAAGCGCACCGUGUCGCGCCGUUAUAAUGACAUGUGCUGCUGCUGGAAUCGAUGUCAAUCUGUUGGAAGUCAACUUACCUGAAGGCCAUCACACAACUGAGGCAUUUUCUGAGAUUAAUCCGCACAAGACCGUCCCUGUCUUGAAUGACAAAGGAUACAUCCUUUGGGAAAGUCGCGCAAUUAUGAUGUACUUGGUCAGCAAAUAUGCCCGCAAAAAGAAGCUCUAUUCGAUGAAUCUCAAAGAAAGGGCUCUCGUUGAUAGAUUUAUUCAUUUUGAUAUUGGUAUCUUAUCCAAAGCAGUCAACGAUUACACGACCCCCAUCCUUUCACCCGGGUCGCCACGGGCACCUAAAGCAGACGGUAAUUUACGAACUGCCCUGGACCUUCUUGAGAAUGAUCUCAUAGGUGUUCAAUAUGCUACUGGUUCCCACGUGACUAUUGCCGACAUCUCAAUGGUGGCUUCUCUUUGGAUGUUGGAGGCAGUGAACUUUGAUAUCGGAAAAUGGCGACUUAUCUCCGGAUGGAUAUCGCGCAUGAAGGCGUUACCGUUUUAUGAGGAGUGAAACCCGGGUGAAAACUUAAAUGGCUUCUCUAGUACUGACGUGACUGAAGGUAGGCCUACUAUUAGGCCUGGCCGUGUUCCUAAACCUCAAUAACGGAUAAAGGCGCUGUCGUUCGAUCUUUUACAGUUUUAUAAAAAAGCAGGAUGCUGAUAGUUCAGAAUGGAGCCAGUUUAGACAAAUAAUG
This is a messenger RNA of Lineus longissimus, 875 nucleotides long. Its product is annotated as glutathione S-transferase 1-1-like. The coding region runs from base 14 to 691 and encodes 225 amino acids. Lineage: Eukaryota; Metazoa; Nemertea; Pilidiophora; Heteronemertea; Lineidae. The record is from RefSeq and is a predicted model, not a curated record. The transcript is spliced from 4 exons. Gene Ontology annotation, molecular function: glutathione transferase activity. Gene Ontology annotation, biological process: glutathione metabolic process.